Molecule: messenger RNA, 1159 nt
Organism: Leptopilina heterotoma
Lineage: Eukaryota; Metazoa; Arthropoda; Insecta; Hymenoptera; Figitidae
Gene: beta4GalT7
Product: beta-1,4-galactosyltransferase 7
Exons: 5
Coding region: 161-1129 (322 amino acids)
Biological process (GO): carbohydrate metabolic process; proteoglycan biosynthetic process
Molecular function (GO): xylosylprotein 4-beta-galactosyltransferase activity
Source: RefSeq, a predicted model, not a curated record
AACUGUCAAAUUUAGAAAACACAAUUUUUUUUAAUGUUUACAAUAUUUUUUUUAUUGUUGUGAUUACAAUUUUAAUUGACGAGAAUGGAAAUUUUUUGACGAAGUUUACAAAAUUUUAAAUAAUCAGUAUUGUUGCUAAACGAAUCAAUGACAUGGAGACAUGGAGAGAUUUUGGAAAAAUUUGAGAUUUAAAUAUGUACUCAUUUGUAUUGUCAUUACUUUUAUUAUCACCUGUUUGAUAAGUAUUUCUCCAAUAAGCAAUGAUGAAACCAAAUACAACAUUGGUCCAUUGGCAAGAGACAGGAGUCGGAGUCUUAAAUCGUCGAAUAUUUUGAGAAAUAGAAAAAAAUCGAAACAUCAAUUAGCAAUACUUGUGCCAUUUAGAGAUCGCUUUGAUGAGCUGCUAAAAUUUGCUCCUCAUAUGAAGAAAUUUUUAGACAAACAAAAUUUAGAUUAUCAUAUAUUUAUUUUAAAUCAGGUAGACAAAUAUAGAUUUAAUCGAGCGUCUUUGAUAAAUGUAGGAUUUUUAGAAGUGAAAAAUAAUUACGAUUAUAUAGCAAUGCAUGACGUUGAUUUACUGCCAAUGAAUGAUGAAUUAUUGUACUCAUUCCCGGAAACGGGACCUUUUCACGUAUCAUCGCCUAAGCUUCAUCCACGAUAUCAUUAUGAUACUUUCGUUGGCGGAAUAUUACUCGUCAAACGGGAACAUUUUAUAAAAGUUGAUGGAAUGUCAAAUAAAUAUUGGGGCUGGGGAUUAGAGGAUGAUGAAUUUUACGUAAGACUGAAAGAAGCAGAACUCAAUGUGACUCUUCCGCAAAAUAUUUCAACCACUUCUCGUAAUACUUUUAUGCACCUGCACGAUAUAAAUCGUCGUAAAAGGGACAUGACCAAGUGCUACAAUCAGCGCGAGGUGACGAGGAAACGAGAUCGCCAGACAGGAUUACACGACGUCUCCUAUAAAUUAGAGGAAGUUAUUAAACUGACAAUAGCAGACAGUCCAGUGACAGUUUUAAAUAUUGCUUUAAUAUGUGAUAAAUCGAUUACUCCAUGGUGUGAAUGUAAUAAAAUGGAAGAUCCAAAUUACAUUAAGAUAAAAGAUAAGAAAAAGGAAAAUAAAACCGUCACGUAAAUUUACAAUUAGAUUUUUCAUUAUUUUUCA